Fusarium redolens is the source of this 1803-nucleotide messenger RNA. RefSeq names its product glycoside hydrolase superfamily. The coding region runs from base 1 to 1803 and encodes 600 amino acids. NCBI's taxonomy places the organism in Eukaryota, Fungi, Ascomycota, Sordariomycetes, Hypocreales, Nectriaceae. Gene Ontology annotation, molecular function: beta-glucosidase activity. The record is from RefSeq and is a predicted model, not a curated record. The transcript is spliced from 3 exons. Gene Ontology annotation, biological process: glucan catabolic process.
AUGUGGUCCAGCCUUCUCCUUCUGGGAGGCGUCUCUUUGAGCAUAGCCAACCCAAUUGUUCGACAAGAUGCCAACCCUCCCUACAGAAACAAGACUCUAUGUCUCGACAAGCGUGUUGAUGACCUCAUGUCACGCAUGUCCCUUGAGGACAAGGCAGGCCAGAUGUUCCACGGCCGUACCGUGGUGGUCAACAAUACCUUUGAUGAGACCAUUGAGGAGUUCGUCACUGGCAAGCGUAUCACUCAUUACGUCCUGAGCGGCGGUGUGAAUGAUGUUCGUGGUGUUGCCAACUGGUAUAACAAGCUCCAGAGACUCGCCCUGAGCACGCCCCUGGGCAUCCCCAUCACAAUAAGCAGUGAUCCACAACACGGGUGGACAGACGAGAAUGCAGUCAGCGUUGUAGCACAGGGUUUCUCUCGAUGGACUGAGCCUCUUGGUCUCGCUGCGCUGCGAUCCCCUGAGCUGGUCCGCCAGUUUGCUGAGAUCGCACGCGAGGAGUACGUCGCUGUCGGUAUUCGACAAGCACUGCAUCCUCAAGUCGAUCUAGCUACUGAGCCACGCUGGGGGCGUAUAACCGGGACCAUGGGAGAAGAUGCCAACCUCACCAGUGCCUUGAUGGUCGAGUAUAUCAAGGGUCUUCAGGGUGGCAAGAUCGGUCCCAACUCGGUAAUUGCGACCACUAAGCAUUUCCCUGGCGGUGGUCCAAUGGAGGACGGAGAGGACUCUCACUUUCCCUGGGGCAAGAACCAGACUUACCCUGGCAACAACCAAGACUACCACUUGAUCCCCUUCAAGGCCGCCAUCGCAGCUGGUACCCGUCAAAUGAUGCCCUACUAUUCUCGUCCCAUCAAUACUUCGUGGGAAGAAGUUGCCUUUGGCUUCAACAAAGGUGUAGUCAACGAUCUCCUCAAGAAAGAGCUUGGCUUCGAUGGUAUCGUUGUAACAGACUGGGGUAUCGUCACCACCCGAGCCUGGGGUCUGGAAGACCAAACUGAGCUCGAGCGCGCUCGCCGCGUUCUUGAAGCUGGAUGCGAUAUCUUUGGUGGCGAGACAAAGCCCGAGCUUAUUAUUGAACUCGUCAACAAGGGUCUCAUUUCAGAGGCCCGUAUUGAUGAGUCUGUUCGCAAGCUUAUGAAGGAGAAGUUUGAGCUGGGUCUUUUCGACAACCCCUUCGUUGAUGUUGACAAGGCUGAGCGUAUUGCUGGAAACGACUACUUCAGCCGUCUUGGAAACGAGACACAGCGCCGCGCCUUCACGCUUCUCACCAACAAGGAUCAUGUCCUCCCUCUUCCUCUGUCCGCCCUUGAUGCCAAGUUCUACAUCGAGGGAAUUGAACCCGAAGUCAUGGAAGCUCGCAACCUCAGCGUCGUCGAGAACCCCGAGGACGCAGACUACGCAUUCCUCCGCCUCGCCUCACCCUUCAAGCCCACCACAGCCCCUGGUCUUCCCGCCAUGAUCAACAACGGCAGUCUCGAGUUCAACACGACCGAAAAGGCUCGCCAAGCCAAGAUCUACGCGACUCUCCCAACCGUCGUGGACAUCAGACUCAACCGACCCGCCGCAGUACCUGAAGUAGCUGAGCAGGCUGUUGCGCUGUUCGGUAGCUACGGUAGCAGCCACGAUGCAUUCUUGGAUGUUGUUUUUGGAACAGAUGGUUGGGGCCCUGAGGGAAGGUUGCCUUUUGAUCUGCCUUUGUCUCAGGAGGCUGCUGAUGCGCAGAAGGAGGAUGUGCCUUUUGAUGUGGAGGCUUUGUUCAAGUUUGGACAUGGAUUGAGGUAUAAGGAUACGUGUGACAGUUCUUAG